AUGUCCAAAAUCGAGAAGCUCUCCAUCCUCGGGGUGCGGUCUUUCGACCAUCGAAAGGCCAUGUCCAUCGAGUUUCAUGCGCCACUCACUCUGAUCGUUGGUAUGAAUGGAUCUGGCAAAACAACCAUCAUCGAGUGUCUGAAGUAUGCGACAACGGGCAUCAUGCCACCCGGCUCCAAGGGCGCAGCUUUCAUUCAUGACCCUGCCAUGGCCGGCGAGAAGGAAGUCAUGGCUCAGAUCAAAAUCUCAUUCACUUCCACGGAAAACAUGAAGAUGGUCUGCACGCGCAACCUCCAACUCACAGUCACCAAGACCAAGCCAGCCGGCACUUUCAAGACACUCGAUGCAACCAUCGUCAUGCGCAAAGCUGGAGAGCGCAACGUCAUCAGCUCCCGUGUCGCCGAAAUCGACACCAUGAUGCCCAGAUUCCUUGGCGUCUCCCGCGCAGUACUGGAGAGCGUCAUAUUUUGCCACCAAGAAGAGUCGUUGUGGCCCAUGUCCAGUCCCAAGGACCUCAAAGAGAAAUUCGACCAGAUCUUCGAAGCGCUCAAAUACACCAAAGCCAUCGACAACAUCAAGAUCCUGCAGAAGAACAAGAAGAUCGAACUCGUACAGCUCAAGGCGAACGAGGAGAUUGCGAAAGCCAAUAAUGACAAGGCGAUCAAGCUGCAGAAGAAGCUGCAGACUUUGACCGAUCAGUCGGAUGCUAUGCGCGAUCAGGUCAAGGAGUAUGGAGUACAGCAGCGAGAAGCUCAAAGUCGGGCCUCGGAAUACUUCAAGAAGGCUGGAGAGAACGAGCUGAUUGUGGGAAAACUUCAAGGCAGGCGCAUCGAGAAGCAGACCAAGGAGGAGAGCGUUCGCAGCCUGCGCGAGAAUAUCGUCGAGAUGACCGACAGCGACCAGCAAUUGGAGACCAUGCUGCAGCAGUAUGAUGAACGUGUCGAGGCAUACCAAGACGAUUUGUCCGCGAAGAAGGGUCAAUAUCAAGCACUCGAAGGUAACAUCCAAAGCGCGCGCAAUCGCCGCAUCGCCAAGGAGCGCGAAUGCGGGUCCUUUGAGGCCCAGAAAGAGAGCUACGAUCGACAAGUGGAGGGACGAAAGCGAAUGAUCAAGGAGACUGCUCGAAGCCACGAUAUUCGCGGAUACGAUCUUGAGAUUAAUGAUGUCCAAGCAAAGGCCUUCAUGGAUCGCAUUACGAAGAUGGCGCGCGAGCAGCAGGAGGAAUUUGAACAAGCACGACUCGAAUUGCAAGACUUGCUUCAGCAGCAACAAAAAGAGCUCAACCGCAUCAACGAGCGGAAAUCGGCUCUCGGUCAGUCAAAGGCUACUGCUCGUCAAACCAUCACAGGUUACGAACGCAAGAUCAGUUCUAUCCAAUCUCAGCGGAAUCAAAUCGAUGUGGACGAAGGUGCUCGGGCGGCGUUGGAGUCUCGCCUGCAGGAGAAGAAGGGUCAGCUUGCAAAGCUUCAGGAGGCUCUUGCGUCCGCUGCUUGGGACACCAAAAUUGAUGGUGACAACUCUGAGCUGAGGAGGCUGGAAGAUGUCAGGGAGAAGCUUGAUGCUGAGUCUGCAGAUGCGAGCCGCCGUGGUGGCGAGACUGCGCAACUCGAUCUCUUGAAGAAAGGGAUACAAGAGGACCAACGCAGCCUCGACACCAUGACCUCUUCGCAUGGAGACAAGCUCACGACUGUGCUCGGCAAGGCUUGGUCACCGACCACAAUCGAACGAGACUUCGAGCGCGCCUUGAAGGCAGCUGAUGCUGAAUUGGAGGAAGCCAAGAAGCAGAGAGACGGCACCAACAGCGAAUUGGGGUUCCUCAACUCCAAGCUCAUGGAGCGACAAGCAGAAUUGGCGAACGCGAAGGAAGACCUCAAAUUCGCAGAAAAGAUCGUCAAAGAGGCCUGUGGGGAACGACCACAGGAGUAUCUGGCGGUGAUGAAGCGGUUGGAGGGCGAACGCGACGUGGCCAAAUCUGCCACGGAGAAUUUCGGUCAGAUCGUCGAGUAUCUUCAGAGCUGCAUUGACGAAGGAGAAAGGGUCAAUGCAUGCAAGACGUGCUGCCGAGGCUUCAAGAAUCGCGCCGAGCUGAGCAGGAUGAUCGAGCAGGUGCAGAGGCAGCAGCAGCAACAGAACGGAGAGGACACAAAAGACGAGUUGCAAGACGCCGAGGAAGCAUUGGACCUGGCCAAGGGAGCCAAUUCUCAAUACGAGGAGUGGGAGAGAUUGAGCACGAAGGAGAUCCCAACAAAGAAGGCCGAUCUCGCGAAGCUUGAGCAGGAGCGUGAGAAGCUUGUGUCUCAACUCGAAGGUCUGGACACCAUCUUUGCAGAGAAGAGCUCGAACAAGAGCAGCGUGACGAAUGUGGAGCGCACUGUGAGGAACAUUCAGAAAUACGUUUCUGGCAUUGCGGAGAAGCAAUCUGCGGUUGAUGGUCUGGAAUCGAAGCUGCAGAGUGUUGGCGCAUCUCGAGGCAUUGAGGCUGUUCAAACUGAUGUCAAGAAGAACAGCGAAGACCAAAAGUCCGUUCGCGCACGCAUCGCCGACGCCACCCGGCAACAAAGCAAGGCGACGGCAAACGUGAAUGCGCUCCAGCUGGAGAUCAGCAACACUCAAGGCAGCCUCAGUAAGGCAGACUACGAGCUCAGAGAGAAGAAGCGACUCGAUGCGCAGGAAGAGGAGUACAACAAACUCACGGCUGACCAGCGCGACAGCAUCAAGAAGUGCGACGAUGAACUGCAAGGCCUGUCAGCAAAGCUUUCCACCGCCCAAGCCAAAUACGAUGAGAUCUCUAGCAGUGGAGCCGAUAAGGACCGCGAGCUGCAGGCCAAGUCGAGCAAGAUGGGCGCGAGCCUCAACAAGUUGAAGAUGGCCGAGUCGGAGAUCAAAGCAUACCAUGAUCGUGGCGGUGAUGAGCAGCUUCGCCAAGGCAAGCGCGCUGUCGAAGACCUCAAAGCCGAGGAAGCACGCCACGAGGCGGAAAAGACCGAAGUCAUUCGCAAUAUCAAAAAGGCCGAGGAACUGCUUCACAAUCACGCCGACACGCGUCGCAGCAUCUCCGACAACCAGCGCUAUCGCCGCGACCUCCGCCAGCUUAAGAAAGUGGUGGAAGAGAUUGCGGAACUGGAAGAGCACAACGCAGAGAAGGAUCAAGAAGAGAACAACAGACAAGCGCAGCGAUGGUCGAUGCGCAUGAAUGAGAUCUCCGCCAAACAGUCCAGCGUCAUCGGCCAGCUCAAGUCCCUCAGCGACCAGAUUGAAGCCGACAUUGAAGAAUACAACGUCGACUACAAAGACGCCGCGGGUUCUCUAAAGAAAGCCCACGUCUACGUGGAGACGACCAAGGCCGCCAUCGAAGAUCUCGGCCGCUACGGCUCCGCACUCGACAAGGCCAUCAUGAAAUACCACUCCCUGAAAAUGGAGGAGAUCAACCGCAUCAUCGCGGAACUCUGGCAAAAGACCUACCAGGGCACCGACAUCGACACGAUCCUCAUCCGCUCCGAGCACGAGACCGUCAAGGCCAACAAGACCUACAACUACCGCGUGUGCAUGGUCAAGCAAGACGCCGAACUCGACAUGCGCGGCCGCUGCUCCGCGGGCCAGAAAGUCCUCGCGUCCAUCAUCAUCCGCAUGGCGUUGGCGGAGUGCUUCGGCGUCAACUGCGGCUUGAUCGCGCUCGACGAGCCGACGACGAAUUUGGAUUCUGCGAAUAUCCGCGCUCUGGCGACGAGUUUGAGUGAGAUUAUCAAGAUGCGGAGACAGCAGAGCAAUUUCCAAUUGAUCAUCAUCACGCACGACGAGGAGUUUUUGACGCAGAUGGGCAGCUCGGAUUAUACCGAUGACUACUUCCGUGUUUUCAGGGACGAGCAUCAGUUGAGUCGGAUUGAGAAGCAGAGCAUUUCGGAGGUGUUGUAG
This is a messenger RNA of Zymoseptoria tritici IPO323, 3912 nucleotides long. RefSeq names its product putative RAD50. Lineage: Eukaryota; Fungi; Ascomycota; Dothideomycetes; Mycosphaerellales; Mycosphaerellaceae. The coding region runs from base 1 to 3912 and encodes 1303 amino acids. The transcript has a single exon. Gene Ontology annotation, molecular function: ATP hydrolysis activity; single-stranded telomeric DNA binding; double-stranded telomeric DNA binding. Gene Ontology annotation, biological process: double-strand break repair; chromosome organization involved in meiotic cell cycle; telomere maintenance via telomerase. The record is from RefSeq and is a predicted model, not a curated record. Gene Ontology annotation, cellular component: Mre11 complex; nucleus; condensed nuclear chromosome.